Messenger RNA from Colletotrichum orchidophilum, 1716 nucleotides. RefSeq names its product gamma-glutamyltranspeptidase. The record is from RefSeq and is a predicted model, not a curated record. Gene Ontology annotation, molecular function: glutathione gamma-glutamate hydrolase. Gene Ontology annotation, cellular component: plasma membrane. Bases 1 to 1716 code for a protein of 571 amino acids. The transcript has 7 exons. Lineage: Eukaryota; Fungi; Ascomycota; Sordariomycetes; Glomerellales; Glomerellaceae. Gene Ontology annotation, biological process: glutathione catabolic process.
AUGAAGACCUCUCCUUGGUCAAUAUGGCAGUAUUCCGCCUCUCUGCUUCUGCUGGCCGAGUGCCGCUUGGCCUCGGCCGCAGCGAUACCGGAAUUCGUCUUUGACCCUAGUGGCGGCAACUCUGGCGCCGUCGCGAGUGAGUCAGUAGAAUGCAGCAGGAUAGGCCGCGAUCUCAUUGCGCGUGGUGGGAACGCCGUGGACGCGCUCGUCGGUACGACUCUCUGUGUUGGAACCGUGGGCAUGUACCACUCGGGUCUCGGCGGUGGUGGUUUCGUCGUAAUCAGAGAUGCCGGUGGGAAUUACGAGUCUGUCGACUUUCGAGAGGCCGCGCCGGCUGCAGCCUUCCAGGAUAUGUAUCAGGGCAACAUCGCAGGUAGUGUCUACGGCGGCCUGGCCGUCGGCGUCCCGAGCGAGGUCCGUGGGUUGGAAUACAUCCACAAGAAGUACGGUACCCUGCCCUGGAAGAGUGUUGUCUCUCCAGCUGCGCGGUUGGCGACAACGGGUUUCAGAGUCUCUGAGGACCUGGUGCGGUACAUGAACUCCGCUAUCAAAGGGCAGUGGAACUUCCUUGUUGAAAAUCCAGUAUGGGCCGAGGAGUUCGCUCCCAACGGCACACUCCUCCAACUCGGCGACACCAUCUACCGCAAACGCUAUGGAGCCACCCUCGCCAAGAUCGCAGAAGAAGGACCUGAAGCCUUCUACUCUGGUCCGAUAGCAGAAUCAAUAGUUGCGACAGUCCGCGCCACAAACGGCACAAUGACCCUCGACGACCUCGCAUCCUACAAGGUCGUCACCCGCCCCUCCCUCUCCAUCACUUACCGCGGCUACCGCCUCACCUCCGUCGGCUCCCCCGCCAGCGGCGCCGUCUGCCUAAACACCCUCAAAAUCAUGGAGCAGUUCGACCCGGCCGAGAGCGCCGACACCAAGCUGGGCAUCCACCGCUUCGACGAGGCGAUGCGCUUCGCCUACGGCGCCCGGUCCCUGCUCGGGGACCCGGACUUUGUUGAGGGCAUCGGGCCCUUUGAGGAUACCCUCAUCGACGAGGCCACGGCCAAGGAUAUCCGCGGUAGGAUCUUGGAUAACCAGACGCAGCCGGUCGAGCGGUACGAUCCCCAGGGGUUGUACUCGAGCGAAGGGUUCGGGACGUCACAUAUUGUGACGGCGGAUAAAUCCGGCAUGGCUACCUCCCUGACCUCGACCGUCAACCUCCUCUUUGGCGCCCAGAUUAUGGACCCCUUGUCUGGUGUAAUCCUCAACAACGAGAUGAACGACUUCUCCAUCCCCGGCGUCCGCAACGCCUUCGGCUUCGAGCCCUCCCCCGCAAACUUCAUCCGCGCCAAUAAGCGUCCCCUCUCCUCCAUCACCCCCGUCAUCGUAGAACACCCAGACGGCACCCUCUUCGUCACCGUCGGCGCCGCGGGCGGCUCCCGUAUCAUCAGCUCCACGGCCCAGGUCACCUGGAACGUCCUCGAGCAUGGCCAGACCAUGAAGCACGCCCUCCGCGAGCCGCGCCUGCACGACCAGCUCAUGCCCAACACCGUGACAUUUGAGUACGGCUUUGACAACGACACCGUCGCGAGCAUGCUCGACAAGGGCCACGACGUGACGUGGGUGCCCGAGGGUCGCAGCGCCGUGCAGGGCAUCAAGUUCGAAAACGGCGUGUUUGAGGCCGCGAGCGAGCCGCGUCAGAAGAACAGUGGCGCAUUUACGGUUUAA